This is a messenger RNA of Symbiodinium necroappetens, 1140 nucleotides long. The record is from the annotation of a GenBank genome assembly. NCBI's taxonomy places the organism in Eukaryota, Dinophyceae, Suessiales, Symbiodiniaceae.
AUGAGACGAAGGUCCCUUGUGCUUCUGCUCAUCUGGUUCAUCGUUCCGACGACUUCAACGUCAACCUGUGGCGAUGCUUCUCCUGCUGCUUCAGGCCACAAACUGUUGCAGCGUGCCACGCAGCUAGGUGUUGAAGCUUCCAGUUCUCCCUCGGUGAUCUCCCUUGGUGGUCCGGGCUGCCCUUGCAUUGGCCUGGACCAACUAAGCGGGACGGUGAAGUCUCCAAGCAAGAAUUCGACCUCGGAGGCAUACCCAGCUAGCAUCGGCGCCCACUGUGACAUCUGGGACAAGUCUUGCAGGUCGAAGUCAGAUGCAUCCUGCUGGACGGCACAGGAAUCGUGGUGCUUCGUGGAUCCAUGCAACUGCAACGCGUCGUCACGACAACAUCCGAAGUGGCAGGGGCUCCUCUGGCAAGGUCACCCCGUGUACGCCUCUGCCGCAACCUGCACCUCGAACCAAAGCGUCAAGGAAGGUGGGCCUUUGCUUUCGGCUUGCAACGCGAACCAAUUCCAGAAGGACUUGAUGGGCAAUGCGAAAUGCAAGUGCAUUGGAAUCGCUGGGCUUAGCGGAGAUCUCCGGGUCAAUAUCUCAAAUCAGCAGUUUCGCUUCCCGGCCGAUCUGGGCUCCAGUUGCCAAAGCUGGGACGACGGGCGGCAUCCAGACUGUCAGAAACCAGAACAGCCCGGCUGGUGCCAUCGGCAGUGGUGCUACGUGGACCCCUGCACAUGCAACAUCGAAGAGCUCCCAAAAGUGUCGACUUACUUCCCGAGGGCGAAUUACCGCAAGAAAGCCUUGUACUACUCCUACGAGGCCUGCCACUCCUUCGACACAUUCACCUACGACUCGCACUCUGCCUGUGUGAACCAGGAGACAGAGGCAAAGUGCUUGGCACUGGGCGGUGACCCCGAUGACCCAAAGAUUCGCAAGUGUGCGUGGGGUGGUCCAGAGAUCAAAUGUUUGGGCAAAGAGCUACUGCACGUUUGCCAGGUGAGCGAUGAGACACUGAGCGACUGGUCCUGGUGGUUGUUCAACCGUGAAUCAUCGGACGAUGCCAGGACAAGUCUGAGUCCGGUGUUCAUGAUCAUGUUGUGGAAGCAUCGUCUCUUGUGGAGUCCCUCGACAGAAGAACUUGGCCCCUGA